Molecule: messenger RNA, 1739 nt
Organism: Schistocerca serialis cubense
Lineage: Eukaryota; Metazoa; Arthropoda; Insecta; Orthoptera; Acrididae
Product: baculoviral IAP repeat-containing protein 7-like
Exons: 6
Coding region: 190-1368 (392 amino acids)
Source: RefSeq, a predicted model, not a curated record
GAAAAUUUAUGCUGUAUAAAAUCUGUGUUGGGGACAGUGUAUGCGUUUCUCUUUGGUAGACUGGUGGGAACCUGCUUGAGUAGUAAACCAAGGCGAUGCUUGUUAUUUAAGUGAAGGUUUGCGGAUGUGGUAGAGGUGCAAGGGCAUCUUGCAGCUGCACCAAUUUUGGUGUUUGUACGGGACACUCAGAUGGCUCAUGGAGGUCAGUCUGCACCAAAUGAUGGCUGUGUUGAAGGUGUCAGUGCCUCAACCUCACAAACACCUAAUGAUGAGUCUCCAGAUGAAAAAGAUUCUGUGGAUGGUGCUACCAGUACUUUUGUGAACUCUCAAGAGGAUAGAACAGAUGCUACAAACACAGCAAAUACAAGCACUGGUGAUGCUGCUGUCAAUUCGCCCAUUGCAGUACCUGGUCAGAAAAUAGAUUGGUCCAUCUAUAAAUCAGAAGUAGAACGCCUCAAAACAUUCCGCAACUGGUCAGUUUCCUUUAUAGACAAAGAAAAACUAGCUGCUGCUGGAUUUGUGUAUUACUGGGGCAGUGAUGGUGUGAAGUGUGCUUUUUGUCACGCUGAAAUUGGACAUUGGGUUAGGGGUGAUGAUCCAUUCCAGGAACAUAAGAAAUGGUCUCCCACAUGUCCUUUUGUAUCUGGGUUUGAUGUUGGUAAUGUGCCAAUAGAUGAAUCAACAUUACCAUUUCGGCCUCAGAAAAAUCGUGCUUGUGAUACCUGUGGAAUAUUUGGAAUGGAUGCUCCUGCACCUGGAGAGCUGAUGGGUGGUUUGUCAGAAACUAUGGAGAAGCUUGGAAUUGCAUAUAGUUCCAAGCCCUUGUGGCCAGAGUUUGUCACAAUUGAUUCAAGACUGAAAACCUAUGAGAAUUGGCCUAUUUCCAUGAAACAAAAACCUGAAACACUAAGUGAAGCUGGUUUUUUUUAUACAGGUAAAGGUGAUCAGACUGUUUGCUUCCACUGCGGAAAGGGUUUGAGGUACUGGGAAGAGCAUGAUGACCCAUGGAUUCAGCAUGCAGUUUGGUUCCCACGAUGUGGCUAUCUUGUAAUGGCAAAAGGAAAGUCAUUUGUGGAUCACAUUCAGCAGAACAAAGCAAAACUAACUACAGCUGAGGGCCAAGCUAACCUUGGGAGGCAGAUGUCUGAUAUUUCAGCCAACAGAAAACAAGUAGAAGAAAAUGCCAUUAUUGGUUCAUCCAAGGAAUCUCGCAUACAUUUCUGUAAAAUCUGUGCUGAAAGAGAACGUGGACUGGUGUUUCUUCCAUGUGGCCAUGUGAUUGCAUGUGUGGAAUGUGGCCCCUCCCUUUCUGUGUGCCCUGACUGCAACACAGAAAUAUCAGCAAAAAUGCGUGCUCACAUUGCAUGAAGUCAAAGGAAUGUUUGUGACAGUCUCCCAGUGCAGGAUUUUCACGAAUUUGCAUAAGUUAUUACUUGUGAAGAGAGAGACAUUUUUCUAACAGCCUGCAACAAAUUUUGCAGCACUAACUUUUUAGUAUUUACAGCUAGAUUUUGAAGGCUGUACUGAUGUUCCUUGGUUUGAUAAAAUUGUGUUUUUACUGAGUUUGUGUGUGUGUGUGUGUGUGUGUGUGUGUGUGUGUGUCAAACUUUGGACUGGUAGUUACAGCAGUCAGUUUUACCAGCCAGCUUCUUUCAUAUAGUUGACUUGGAACUGGUACAGUAUUUGGAAAAAAAUGUAUUUUUUGAAUAAAAUUAAUAAAAACGUGUGUGUGCAACCAG